Trichoplusia ni (cabbage looper) is the source of this 5781-nucleotide messenger RNA. It is a transcript of the gene form3, whose product is annotated as inverted formin-2. Gene Ontology annotation, molecular function: actin binding. The coding region runs from base 339 to 4613 and encodes 1424 amino acids. The transcript is spliced from 25 exons. Lineage: Eukaryota; Metazoa; Arthropoda; Insecta; Lepidoptera; Noctuidae. Gene Ontology annotation, biological process: cellular component organization. The record is from RefSeq and is a predicted model, not a curated record.
UCGAAGCGCCAUCCAGUGCGUUGCCGGCGCUCGACCCGCGUGCACGUGUCGCGACAAACAAACGAACUCUUUUCGCGUGUGUUGUGCUACGAUUACGAUACUGAAUGGAAUACGACAAAAGUCAACUGAUUUAAGUUUACAGAAACUUAUGUCCAGUGACAUUUCGUGUGGAGUGCGACGUGGCAGUGAUGCCGUGAAUAUGUACUAACAAUAUCGAAAUACUUACUAAUUAUUAUUGUAUUAAUGAGUGAUAGUGUGUGUUGUGUUAUGUGUUCAUUUGUAACGGAUGACCUUGUGUUGAUUUCCUCAUGUUACCCUGGAUAAGAUAAUUUGAGGCGAUGGAGAACAGAGUGGGCCUGGACUACAUAGUGGAACAUGCGGAGUACACGGGCAAGCUCGCGGCGGCGCUCACCUCGCCCGCCGCGCCCGUCAAGAAGCAGGUGUUCGAGCUGCUGUCAGCGUUGUGUGUGUACAAUGCUGAUGGAUACGCCCGGGCAGUUGAUACGCUGGAGAGAUACAAGACCCUGAAGGGCGAGAGGUACCGCCUCAGCGUGGUGGUGGAGGAGCUGAAGAACGCCAGCACCACGGACUACCGCACGGCGCUGGUGGCCUUCAUCAACUGCCUAAUCAUAUCAGCACCGCGCCUGCCCGACAGGAUCCGCGUCAGGAAUGAGUUUAUUGGACUGGGUCUGCUGCCAACUUUAAACAACUUGAGACAUGAAGCAGCCAGUCAUCCAGACCUGGGCGUCCAGUUGGACGUGUUUGAGGAGCAGCGCGAGAGCGACGAGGCUCAGGGUCCAGGCGGGAUCAACCUCAACUCACACCUGGAUGUGUUCUAUGCCAUACUUAAACAAGUAGCCGACACUCCUCAAGAGAUCCCGUUCCUGAGCAUUCUGCAGCACCUGCUGCGGAUCGACCCGAAGGAGCCGGUGAGCGACAUCGUGUGGGACACGGCCGAGACACUGGUGCACCGCGCCACGCUACUCGAGACACGCGAGGAUGCCGCCAAGCUGCUCAGAGCUCCCAGUGUGCAGGCUAAGGUGGGCUGCACGUGUCAACAUCGAGAUAUGUCAAGCGGUGGUAGAAAGCAGAGCCUGCAGCGAGCACUGUCGCCACCGCCGCCGCCACCACCACCUGUCAUGAUGCCUAGUCCAGCGAUCCCACCCCCUCCAGCCCCGAUGCUGCCCCCUCCCCCGCCGUGCGGCCCGCCCCCGCCGCCGGUCCCGCCGCCGCCGUCCGCCUGCGCGCCCGCCCCGCCCGCCCCCACCCUCGACAUCAAGCUGCCGCAGCAGGAGACGCCUAUACCCAAGACUAAAAUGAAGACUAUUAACUGGAAUAAAAUACCUAAUAACAAAGUAAUUGGACAAAACAACAUCUGGUCGCUCGUGGCUUCCAGUCACAAACACUCACCAAAAGCCGAACUGGACUGGAGCGAGAUCGAGGGACUUUUCUGUCAACAGAUACAGCCAACAGGAUCAGCAGGAUCUUCUCCAAGGCUCGGCCGGAGUCCGAUCUGCGACAGCUCGGGGGAGAGGAAGCCCAGGAAGGAGUCUUCGGAGAUCACACUCCUGGACGGCAAGAGGAGCCUCAAUGUUAAUAUAUUCUUGAAGCAGUUCCGAAGUUCCAAUGAAGACAUUAUUCAGUUAAUCCGUGAAGGAUCUCACGACGACAUCGGUACUGAGAAGCUGCGAGGUCUGCUGAAGAUAUUACCAGAAAUAGAUGAGUGUGAGAUGCUGAAAGCCUUUACCGGUGACGUCACAAAGCUGGGUACUGCUGAGAAGUUCUUAUUGCAGCUGAUACAGUUACCAAAUUACAAGCUACGGAUUGAGUGCAUGCUGCUAAAAGAAGAAUGGGCAUCCACAAGUGGUUAUUUGGAAAGUGCCAUCAAUGCGAUCUUGGUAGCUGGUGAUGAUCUGAUGUCUUCAAGAGCUUUACAGGAGGUGUUAUACAUAGCAUUGAUAGCUGGUAACUUCCUGAACGCCGGCGGGUACGCGGGAGGUGCGGCGGGUGUCAAGCUGUCAUCCCUACAGAAGCUGCCUGAUAUCAGAGCUAACAAACCUGGUGUCACGCUCAUGCACUAUGUCGCUAUGCAAGCAGAAAAGAAGAACAAAGAACUCAUCCACUUCGCGGACGACACUCGAGUUCUAGAAGAAGCUGCUAAGGCCAGCGUGGAACAGCUGCACAAUGAGAUCAAGACCCUCGCCAACAGGAUCCAGGGCUUGAAGAAGGAGAUCCUGCUGCCAUCCACGCAGCAUGACAUCAAGGAGCAGAUGGGGGACUUCUUGCAUGUAGCAGAACAGGAGGUAUCAGCUCUUAACAAAGACAUGGAGGAGGUCGAGAGCAUACGGAAGCAGCUCGCCGAGUUCUUUUGCGAAGAUCCCGUGUCCUUCAAACUCGAAGAGUGCUUCAAGAUGUUCGUUUGGUUCUGCAGCAAGUUCAGGUCAGCUGUGGCUGAUAACGAGCGGCGGAGGGCGAAUGAGGAGCAGGCCGCUGCCAGGAGGAGGGCUAGAGACCUCGCCGCUGCUAGAGUUAAAACUGGUAGCGGUAGUGUCUGCAGCACUCCUGUGUCUGAGUGCGAGUCCCUCAUGGAGUCCUUACUGCUGGACAUCAGGAACGGACUAGGCAGGAGGUCCUUGAGGAAACCGCAUGACCCGUCACCUUCACCAGAUGUGACUCCCACAGGCAGCCUGCGCCGGCGCAGUCGCGCCAGCCCGGGUGACGACGAAGAAGGCUUACUGGAGUUCCUGCGACACUCCUCACCUGCCGCCAACGAUCUGAGGGAGAGGAGUGCAUGGGGCAGUCUCGACCGCUCGUGGUCCCGGCGCGGCGCCCCCCGCGCGCGGCUGGAGCUGCCGGAGUCCCGCGAGCGGCCCGCGUCCCCGCGCACGCCGCUCACGCCGCACGCGCCCGCGCCCGCCGAGCCCGCGCCCGAGCCUGACGCCGCGCCCGCUAAGCCCAAGGAGUGGCGACAGAAGAUCGAGUCGUGGCUGCGCGCGAGCAGCCAGGAGGAGUCCCGGCCGCGGCCGCGCGCCGCCAGCAGGCUCCACGCCGACAAGCGCUCCUUGGAAAACGACUCCGAGAGCGAGCGUAGCGCAACGUUGGAGCCCCUGCCUGAGGGUCGCGCUGAGUGGAGGCCCGCUGUGCUGCCGGACAGCGACGUGGUCAAGGCACUCGAGACUGUCGAAGAUGUACAACCACAGAAAAAGGACAACAGAGUACCUUGGAGGAAAACGGAAGAGAACGAAGAAAUGAGAAGGCUCAGGAGGCAGCGGUCGCGACAGCAGAUAGAGUCACCGCAACCUUUGAUAUCCAUCACCGAGGAGCAGCGGAAACUGCCUGACAUAAAGGUCACAAGUGACAGGGACCUCAAACUGCAGAGGUUUGAAAAAACGGAUAGAGUAGAUAUCGACUCUGAAAAUAUUGAAACCCCACCAGUCCAAAGAAGAUUCAACUCAUCAUUCAACCCUCCGCCAGAGAGAGAGCCCUGCAGGAAGUUCCAACCGUCUCUACCCUCACGAUCCAAUGUCAAUGACAAAGCUACCACAGAAAUGAAAGAUUUAUGUCAAGAAAUAUUAGGAGAUGGCCAGUUCGAUAGAUUCUCUGCCGCCAGAAGAACAAGAAGGUAUAAGAGAAAUACUGAUUCCAGUUCCCCGGAAGAGGAGAAGAAACCUGAACCUGCCCCAGAAUUAGUAGCCGAAACUCAAGUCAUUAGGCCUUCAAAGCUAGAUGUUCAGGCAUCGUAUAAAGUAGAAGCACCUCAAGAAAUAGCAAAACCAAUAGAAGCAAAGGAAGAAAAAGAAACCAGGCUGAAGAGGUGGCAAGACAGACUAAAGAACCAAAGCACAGACAAACCGACCAAAGAUACAAAGCCAUACCUUCGAAUGAGACGGCAGACUUCCAUAAACCAGGAAGAUGUUCAGAAAGCAAUAAGAGAACUCAAAUCUCCAGCUGAUAACCCUACGGGAGUGUGGUCAAGGGAUGCCUACAGAAAAUCACUCAACACGAAAACGGAAAAAGUUACAGAAAAGCUUCCAGAACGAACAACAUCACCAAGGAUGUCGAAAGUCAAAAGCGAGCACGAGCUGAACGACGAAGGCUUCGAAGAGACUCAGAGCCUGAACUCGGAGAGCGCAUCCCAAGGUGCUUCGUCAGGCUGCAACGUUGAGUGCGAAUCCCCAGUGCCCAAAAUCUCCAAGUCCCCAGUUGUCCCAAAGAAGAUUUCUACCAAAGAGACGAGGACGCCUCCUCGUACGCCCAUAGACCCCAAACGCGUGAUCCCGAAACGGGCUAGUUCGUUGAGAGUGGAGAGGUCCACUUCCCGGGCCUCGCUGCGUAGCUCUAGAAGUUCUCUGAACAGUUCGACAUCAGUGUCGACUGUGAAACGAGUUCCGCCAGCUCCAGUGAAGCCAGCACCCAAGCCAGUGCCGAAGCCUAUAUCCAGGAUGCCGGCUUCCAGGUCUUCUUCCAGCGGCAGUUCAGUAGGGACAACUAGGCCACCUUUAAAAAGUGUUAGCAGUAGGACAACGACGUCAGGUUUUAUGAGACCCACUCAGGCCUCCAAAGGUAAGGUUGGAUUGACCGCGCAACAAGUUCUGAGAGCUAGUGUUAAAUAAUUCGUGCUAUUUUACCAUGGUAGAGAACUGUAGAAGUAUUUAAAUAGUUCUUCUAUGUAUUUAGAUGGUGCUAAUAAAAAACAAAGACAACAGUCAAGACCAAACAUUUACCGCGGGUAUUAUACAAACCAGUGAAAAAGCAACAAAAAAAGUAUUGCAAUCUUUUCUUUCUUUUUUCCGCGGUAUCUAUUUUAAUGUGAGAAUCCAGUGCCUUGUUUUCCGACCAGACUUGUUAGUAAUAAUUUAAAUAAAAUAUAAAAAAAUAUUAAUCUUUAAAUAAACAGAUAAUUAUUGGAAACUUCAGAUAAAUAGGCGCUAGAAUCUCAAGAAAAUCUGAAGUUUUCAAUGACUGAUUAUUUUAUAAUAAGUUUAAAGAUAAGAUCUGUUUACAAAGAAAGAUAAUACGUAAUGAACCCGUACGUAAUUUUUAUUUUUAUUAUUAUGUGUUUAUUUAAUUUAAUGAAAAUAUAAAUUCAAUUAAUGUGCCACGAGUUAGUACGGGUAUUUUAUUUAAAUUACCAUUUUUAUAAAAUAAAUUUAAGGGCAACACUGAGCUUACGAUUUAAGGAAAUUUUCAAAUUCUGCUGAAAUUAAAAAGGUAAUAAAAAUAUUAUAUGGUUCAAUAAUAUUUUCUUUCAAUAUAAGGCACAAUUAUAAAAAAUGCUAUCCUUAUCCAACUUACUCAGUCGGAGUAAGUGAAAAAGAGAUAGCUGUGUGUUCGGCAGCGCGGCUUUAAAUCGUUUGAAAUAAAAUAUUAUUUAACCCACAAAUAAAAAGUAAUUGAAAAUUUCCAUAAACUGAACCAGUUAUAUCCCAGUUAUCAAAGUCAUUAAUUUUUGUAUCGAAUUAUGUACUAAUAAUUUUAUAUUUUAUGAAAUAAGAACAGCCCUCACUUCUAAAAAUAUUAAACGAAAAUUAUUUUUAAUAAAAAAAAAAGUCUCAAAAACAGUGUUAUACUUUUUUUUAUAUUUUUAUAAGUGAGAGUAAAAACCUUUAAUUGAAAGACGUACAUCAGAUCUGAUUCGUUUAAAUAUCCAUAGAUCUUGAUCAAAGGGACACAUUGUCACAAAGUUUAAUAUAAAUAAAUGUAAGACUUAACCCAAUAUUUUAUUGUAAGUGUUUAUUAACUAAACGAUAUACAAUAAAUUUGACAUAUUACGACAUACAA